Messenger RNA from Strigops habroptila (Kakapo), 7266 nucleotides. RefSeq names its product phosphatase and actin regulator 1 (gene PHACTR1). Gene Ontology annotation, molecular function: actin binding. The coding region runs from base 438 to 2480 and encodes 680 amino acids. Gene Ontology annotation, biological process: stress fiber assembly; cell motility. The transcript is spliced from 16 exons. NCBI's taxonomy places the organism in Eukaryota, Metazoa, Chordata, Aves, Psittaciformes, Psittacidae. The record is from RefSeq and is a predicted model, not a curated record.
UGAACAUUCAUCGUGAUUAGAAAAUGCUCCAUACCUUGGAGUGCAGUGGAGACAUAAGAAUAAUUUUAAAUGCAAAUUAAAUUGUGGGGGUAGCAAAGAGAACAGAUAAAAGACAGUAAAACAAAGCCUUUCACUUUCCUCAAAUUAGCAAGCUAAUGUAGUAUAGAAAAAAAAAAAAAAGCAGUUCUACUCAGAUCUGUGCUAAGAGCUUUCAUUUCAUCAUAAUAUAAAACAGCAGAUCCAUCACCUUUCUCUAUUCAGUACUCUUGAUUUCGAGGUUGAAGUGAAAAUUAGAAGCUGUUCAUUCUGGCUCACAGACUGGGUAGCAUUUACUUAGUCUUAUUGCAUGACAGUAGGAUGGAAAGAGGUCAGUAACACUGGAAUCUGACUGAUCAUCCAUACCGGAGUAUUGUAGAAAAACAUAAAGUUCCUUCAAAAUGGACUACUUUUUGGAUGUCGAAUCUGCUCAGAGACUGUUUUACAGUCAAGGAGCUCAAGCUCGUCGGGCAACGCUUCUCACCGUGCCCACUCUGAUGACAGCGUCUUCUGAAGAUGACAUAGACCGGAGACCCAUCAGAAGACUUCGGUCUAAGAGUGACACUCCUUACUUGGAAGAAGCUAGGAUCUGCUUCAACCUUGAUAAUGCUCGCCGGCCACGCCUGCUCACCGUGCCCACAUUAAUGGCGGCAUCUUCUGAGGAGGACAUCGACCGCAGACCCAUCCGCCGCGUCCGCUCAAGAGCGACACCCCCUACCUCGCCGAGGCCCGCAAUCUCCUUCAACCUCGACACAGCUGAGGAAGUGGAAAGACUGGCUGCAAUGCGUUCAGAUUCUCUAGUACCUGGGACUCACACACCUCCAAUCAGAAGAAGAAGCAAAUUUGCCACUCUUGGGAGGCUUUUUAAGCCAUGGAAGUGGAGGAAGAAGAAGAGUGAAAAAUUUAAGCACACUUCAGCAGCUUUAGAAAGAAAAAUGUCAAUGAGGCAAAGCAGAGAGGAGCUUAUAAAACGAGGAGUGCUGAAAGAAAUUUUUGAUAAAGAUGGGGAACUUUCCAUACCAGAUGAAGAAGGAGCUUUGGAGAAUGGGCAGCCUUUGGGCUCCGGGCAAGUUCUGAGCUCCAGCCAGGUAUCCCUGCCAGCCCUAGCAGAACUGGAGUCAGGUCCAGCACCUGGGGAACCCUGUUCAUACGAGGUGCUCCCAACCACAGAGAUCAUGGAUGGGACAGUGUCUGAAGAGAGCCCCACAUCCAAUGAAUCCAGCGUCCUUCUGUCCCAAGAUCCUACAGCUAAGCCAGUCCUGCUACUUCCCCCAAAAAAAUCUGCUGCUUUCCCUGGAGACCAUGAGGACACCCCAGUGAAACAGUUGUCCCUCCUCAAACAGCCCCCUGCCCUGCCUCCUAAACCUAUUGCCAGGAUUGCCAGCCACUUAACUGAUCCUGGCGCUCCUGUGAAACUGCCUUGUAUGCCAGUUAAACUGUCACCUCCACUACCUCCAAAGAAAGUCAUGAUUUGCAUGCCUUUAGGGGGGCCAGACCUCUCUCUCUCAUCCUAUUCCACACAGAAGAGCUCCCAGCAGCCUUUGACCCAGCACCAUCACACUGUCCUGCCAUCCCAGUUAGCAGCUCACCAGCACCAGCUCCAGUACGGCAGCCACAGCCAGCACCUGCCUUCUGGGUCCAGCACGUUGCCCAUUCACCCUUCAGGGUGCCGGAUGAUAGAGGAACUGAACAAAACACUAGCCAUGACCAUGCAAAGGCUAGAAAGCAGCUCUGGUUUACACACAGGUGACAGUGUUACAAAAACAGGACCUACGGGCCUUCCAGACAUGAGACAAGUGCCAACUGUUGUGAUCGAAUGCGAUGACAAUAAAGAGAAUGUGCCUCAUGAAACUGACUAUGAAGAUUCUUCCUGCCUCUACCCAGGAAGACAGGAAGAGGAAGAAGAUGAAGAGGAGGAUAACUCGUUAUUUACAAGCUCCCUGGCAAGGAAGAUCUGCAGGCAGGACUCCUUAGCAAUCAAACUAAGCAACAGGCCUUCCAAGCGAGAGCUGGAGGAAAAGAACAUCCUCCCCAUGCAGACUGAUGAAGAGAGGCUUGAACUUAGGCAGCAGAUUGGGACAAAGUUAACAAGACGACUGAGCCAGAGGCCAACUGCUGAAGAAUUGGAGCAGAGGAACAUACUGAAACCCCGGAAUGAGCAAGAGGAGCAGGAGGAAAAACGAGAGAUAAAGCGAAGAUUAACACGUAAGCUGAGUCAGAGGCCCACGGUAGAAGAGCUACGUGAGAGGAAGAUCCUCAUCCGCUUCAGUGACUACGUGGAAGUGGCAGAUGCACAGGACUAUGACAGGAGGGCGGACAAACCCUGGACACGACUCACAGCCGCCGACAAAGCAGCCAUUCGAAAAGAGCUUAAUGAAUUUAAAAGCAGUGAAAUGGAAGUUCAUGAAUUAAGUAGGCAUCUAACAAGGUUUCAUAGACCGUAGCAGUUCAAUUCUACCUGACUACUAUGCCAUCUUCAAAACAUAACUAUAAGGAACCAUAAGUGCUGGUAUUAUUCACUUCCCCGUUACGUACAAUGUAAAUCUUCUGAACUGCCUUUUAAAAAAAAGAAGAGUAGAAAAAUAAAUAAAUAUUAAAAAAAGAAAAAUUGUAUUUACAUGUGAUGGGUACUGCAGCAUCAUCAGACCUGCUGGUUCAAGCUUCAGUAACAGAAAAUACCCCUGGUGGGAAUCGUGCCAAGACUUGGCAUCUAUGUAUAAGACUUUCCUGGCAUGUGGAUUUGCCAUACAUGUUCAAGCUCAGCUGGUGGUGCAUCUAUUUCGUCUUCAGGCACCCCUCAUCCUGACAAGCCUCUGUCAUCAACUCUAGAGAGCCCUGAGAUGGCAUUCAGGGAAGCACUGGCCUGGGUGAAGUCUCCAAAAGACGAGCACCUAUGACACUACAGCACUUAAACCAAACACUCCUUUCAGGCUGCAAGCACCUUACGGGGACAAUGAAGGAGCAAAACUACUCUAUGGGCCAGCCCAUCUGUGAAUACCAUCUGACUAGAAAGGCUUUUCUUUCCCUGGAGAAGUUUAUGGCCAGUCAAUAGGCAUUGUUCAGCUCCCAAGCAGAAAAAGGCGUCAGCUGUGAAGAACAGGACACCCUACUGAAGGCUGGUUCAGUUCUACCAACUGUUUAUUUGUCAUCUCUGAUUUUCUAAACCCAGUUGUGAACCCAUCAGCAGUAACGACAAGAAUGUUGAGGACAGACAAGCAAAACCCAUCUCUUCAUGGUCACUGCAUGGCAUUCGCUCAGCUUGUAGUUUGUUUUUACACCCAAGCCUCGUGACUGUGUGAGAGCCGACACGCACAUGUGGCAGCAAGGCUGGGAUUUGCACCGGCUCUGCAGAGGGACAUGUGAUAGAAGGAACUGAGGAUUCGGUGAGCAAUAUCUAUCCUCGCUGUAUCAGGUGUUUCAAGAACUGAUCCUAAACUCACACUGAGAAAAGCGUGACAGAUUGUGUUACCUGACCUAACAAAAGGAGUGUGGUGCAUUGGUAUGGAUGGUGGGACUUGUCACUGGCACUCACAGCUGGGGCAUAAGGACAGCAAUUCAGAAGUGUUCUGGUUUGGUUUUAAUUUAUUUUUAUUAUAGUGGUUUAGCACACAAACUGACCAAGUGAAGCUCAGAGAGCGGGUCACUCUGGGCCUGGUUUACCUGCCAAUUACAACACAUGCUUAACACUAAGAAAGCAUGGAAACAGCCUCACUGAAUUCAACAACAUGUCUGACAGGCUUAAUUGAAGCUGAACACAUUCAAGUGCUUUUCUGAACUUAGGCCAGCACCUUCCAGAAUCAAGUCCUUAACUAGUAUAACGCCAGCAAGCUGGGGCAAACAUUGUCUAGAAAUCCUUUCCAGCUCUUACAAGCAACUAUUAUGCCAUUGUUUGGGUCAGUGGCCCAAAGCACUGUAGCAACUUUAAGAAGCUCCAGAUUAUUACUUCAGGACACCUUUUUUCUUCCCUAAUAGCUAUGUUGCUUUGACAGUUUGAACGGAGAGGCCAAAGUUUUUUACUAUAGUAUUCCUAUUAAUUAUUCUGUUUGGGUUUGGGGUUUUUUUCCCUUUCUUACUGUCUUCCAUGUACCUACCCGCCCUCUGUGCUCCCUCUCUACCUCCCCUGAUGAAAUGCUAACAUUGGCCCUUCACUGAGCAUGGGCUGAGAAGCCUCUCGCACCUGAGCAUUUAGUGGCCAAUGCUGCUGCACAGUGCCAAUAGUCUUGCCUCUUCUGAGGCCUCCACCUCAUUCCUCUGGGGGAAGGAGUAAAGCAAAAGGACCUGCUCUGGCACCUAUCCUGCCCAAACACUGGCAGUGUGGCUAAAGCACUCCAUUUACAUUUAGUGAUGGUUCUCGAUACCUCAUGGAUUUACCCUCCGUCGAGAAACAAGUGAAAACAUUUCUUUCUCAUCUGUGGCCAUCUUUGCAAUGCUGUACAUUAUCAGCUAUUAAGAAUUGGCUUGUAGGAUAGUGUAGGAUAGAAGAUGCUACAAAGGAAGUAAAAACUAGCUGGUUUCUCGUGCCUGAUGUGAUACACUUCCCAGACCGGGUAAUGACUUCCAAAGAAGUACACAGUGAUUUCUCUAUCACCAGCUCACAGCUGCUUUAGUUCAUCUUUAAUGUGCAAUGUUAUCAGCUCAGUGCAGCAAAGACAAAGCACUUACUUACAUACCAGCCAGGAACAUACUGCUAUGGGUUAAUCUUCAUGAAAACCUGGGGUUCAUGUUUUUAAAUUCAUUCACAUACGCAUACAAACACAAGAAGACUGCAUCACAGCUUUCAAAAAGGAAAACAAAACCCUGUGCUUUUGACUACAAAUACAUUGUAUUAGGAAAGGGCUCUGCAAUAUAACUGUUUUGAAGAGCAACAAGCCCUCAUGUUCUCAGUAUGGAUCCAAUACCUGCCCUGGCAUCAUUAGCUUAGACAUUCUGUGUGAAAGGGGAAGGGAAGCCAUUUAAGGAGCAGCAGUGACAGAAAUCACAGGACUCAGCAGGCUGGUGGGAGGAAAAGGUGAGAUCUUUUCUUUUUCUUUUCUUCAUUUAUGGUUAGAAUGAAGAGGAAAGAGGUGGAGGAGAGUCCCCAGGGGAAUGGGUAGUCUGUGCGCAGUUUGGGGCCUACCACUGUCCCUUGUGGGUAUGGAUCCCAGCAGUGCCCACGCCUGCCUGUCUGGUAGCCUAAUAAAUAAACCCCAGGACACUGGUUGAGGCAUGUAUCUGCCAAGUCCUGGGUGAGGGCCAGACGUUCCCCAGCACCCUGCCUUCAUCUGGAUGGGCCUGAGGUACGUCCCUGCUGACCACUUGGCAAGUUGUCACUCUCAUCCUGCCUCAGGAUUCAUGCUGUCCCCAGGGCAGCUACUUGCAGCAAUGCCUUUUCCUUUUGUUUUCAAUUUAUGUUAACUCCUGGCUGAGCAGACACCAGGACACAGUGGAAGCACUGCCGUAUUUCUCCCAAAUUGGAAGUAGAGCUUAUUACUGAAAAGGGAAAGGGGGAGGAGUAAGAAGCCAUAAAAAGUGUUUGGCACCAUAGUAAGCAUCGCAGAACUGGCACUUCAUCUGGUUUUAGAUUCACUGGCUCUGGGUAUUUUGCAAAGUCAACCUUUGGCAAAGCACUCUUCAGCAACCCGAACACUGGGUUUGCAUACCCAUCUCCGGCAUCCAUGGGAAGUUGGAAGCACACUGGGGAAAGCUAGUCCUUUAUUUAAAAUCUGUUUUCUUGAGCACUUGUCUUCUCAUCUGUGGAAGCCAUCUCUAUCACAGCAAAGUAGCUAUGUUCUGUUGGGGUGAAGAAGAAACCAACAAGCAGUCAUGAUUUCCCCCCUUUCAGCCUGGAUUAUGUGUAGGACAUACAGAUGAUGGCAUUCCUGCUAAGAUUCUGUUAACACUGCAGUUAACACCAGUCAGCCUCAUUCCUAUUAGCAGGAGAUUAAUAGUAGUAAUAAAGACAUUACAUCAGGUUUAGAGAAUGGAAAAAUCAACGCAGAACAAAACUGGCUACUCCAGUCAUCCAUCUCCAGGGCUGAUAAUGGAGAUGAUAAUAUUGUAGAGUCAAGGAAGAAAAACAUUUGAUUAUAAUCUACCAAAUCCUGAUGGGUUAUUUGUACUUAAAAUGUGCAAGUAUUGUGACAUCUGUUCUACAGCCUGUGUAAAGAUGAAGUGGAAACGGGGGGAGCUGGGGAAGUGGUGGGGAUUGGAAAAGCUACUCCAAAAUGUCUAGAGAAAAGUUUUGAUUGUUUGAAAAAAAGCAAUGGUGAGGAAACACGAUGGUAGCAUCACCCUCCCACCUGCACCCUCGCCAGGAAGGACCUGGCACUGUAUUUAUGGCUAAUGGGGAGGGUGUCGGUGUUGCAGCUUUUCCCCAACCCUACGCCCCGCUGGUUACAUACUUGCAAGCUGAAGUGUCAGGCUGCAGGUUUGCUAGGACAGGCUCAGGCCAGCUUUUGUGUCUAGACGAUUCCUUGUGUGCACUGUGGACAUUACUGGAGGAGGACAGGGAAGGGGGGAAUGGAAUUUAAUAGACUUUGUUUAACUGAAGCAAUUUAGUGAGCCUAUUAAACAUCUUUCAGCCUAAUACUUCCACGUAAUCACAGCACUCUGUUAUCACUGCAACUUGUCACCAAACUCACCCUUCGUUAUUUCUACAGUGCCGUCUGUGCUGUGGAAACACUACAAACCCACAGAGGGGGAGCACGUCCAACAUGCCUAGCGAAAGCUUGCACUCAUAGAAAUAGAUGGGCGAGAUGGAAACCCACAGUUAGUUACACGUGAACGAGGGGCUCCCUAAUGUGCCUGCAAAUAAAAUCACUUUGUAUAAAUAGCCAUGGGAGAUGACUAGGCUAGUAAAAAAUCAGGAAAGAAAAAGGGGACAAAUGAUUUUUCCCAGGUGUUCAGUCUGCUCGAGCUUGGAACAACUUCUGUAAACAAAGAGGAGGUGAUGGGCACAUUACCUGUGUUCCCAUGUGUCUCAGUUACUCCUGCACCAGUUGCAUUUUCCAGUUGAUAUCCAAGUGUAUGUAUAUAGUUUGUCUUUGUAUAGGAGUGAGUGUGGUGGCUGUUAAUCGUGCUCUUCCAGUAUUGUAAUUUAACAGAUUAUGGCUGUAUGAAAAUGAUGUAAAUAACUAGAAAAAAAUUAAACUGGAUCUCUAUGUCCUAGGUUUUGUACAUACUGAAACUGCAUGGUAUUUAAAUUAUUGUUUGUCUCUGAUGUAUGCAGUUUCUUAAAAAAAAUUCAUUUAA